Drosophila mauritiana is the source of this 1454-nucleotide messenger RNA. Its product is annotated as lipase 3. The transcript is spliced from 2 exons. The coding region runs from base 16 to 1212 and encodes 398 amino acids. Lineage: Eukaryota; Metazoa; Arthropoda; Insecta; Diptera; Drosophilidae. Gene Ontology annotation, biological process: lipid metabolic process. The record is from RefSeq and is a predicted model, not a curated record. Gene Ontology annotation, molecular function: hydrolase activity, acting on ester bonds.
CCUGUGGAACACAAAAUGUUGGUGGUUCAGCUAAUAGCGGUUUUUUUAAGUCUGGGCCUGGCUAAUGCCCUGCCUGCGGAUACGGGGCGCGCCAGUUCGGUGACAACUGUCACCAUUGUUAGGGGACAUGGUUACGAAAUCGAGGAGCACGAGGUGCAGACCUCGGAUGGUUACAUCCUCACCAUGCACCGCAUCCCGUACUCGAAGAACACUGGGUACGAUGGGCCACGCCCUGUGGUCUUCCUUAUGCACGGUCUGUUGUGUUCCUCCUCGGAUUGGGUUCUUGCAGGACCUCACAGUGGGCUGGCCUACCUGCUGUCCGAAGCUGGCUACGAUGUGUGGAUGGGUAAUGCCAGAGGUAACACCUACUCCAAAAGGCACGCCAGCAAGUCGCCGCUGCUGCAGCCCUUCUGGAAUUUUGAGUGGCACGAUAUCGGAAUCUAUGAUCUGCCCGCUAUGAUGGACUACGUUCUUUACUGGACAAAUGUGGCUCAACUGACGUAUGUGGGUCACUCUCAAGGAACCACCUCCUUCUUUGUGCUCAACUCUAUGAUUCCGCGCUUCAAGAGUCGCAUUCGAUCGGCUCAUUUGCUCGCUCCUGUGGCCUGGAUGGAACAUAUGGAGAGUCCCUUGGCCACGGUCGGUGGACCACUGCUUGGUCAGCCCAAUGCCUUCGUCGAGCUCUUCGGCAGCGCCGAAUUUUUGCCAAAUACGCAGCUAAUGAACCUGUUCGGAGCUCUCCUCUGCAGCGAUGAGGCCAUUUCACAAUUCAUGUGCACCAACACCCUAUUCCUGCUGGGCGGCUGGAACUCGCCGUAUAUCAACGAGACCCUGCUCCCAGAUAUUAUGGCCACGACUCCGGCGGGAUGUUCGGUAAAUCAGAUCUUCCACUACCUGCAGGAGUACAAUUCCGGAUACUUCCGGCAAUUCGACUACGGAAAGACGCGCAACAAGAAGGAGUACAGCAGCAAGACCCCGCCGGAGUACGAUGUGGAGGGCAUCGAUGUGCCCACCUAUCUCUAUUACUCUGACAACGACUACUUUGCCAGUCUGAUUGACGUGGAUCGCCUAAGGUAUACCAUGAACCCGAGUGCCCUGAAAAGCGCCUAUCGUAUGCCGGAAGAAAAGUGGAAUCACAUCGACUUUCUGUGGGGACUGAAUAUUAAAGAAAUUCUUUAUGAUCGGGUAAUUAACGACAUAAAUAAUGCAUAAAUGUGCGCUGAAAAUAAAAAAAAAAGCGACAUACGAUUGUGAUAAAAAAAAGUUCCAUUGGUCACCACUUAAACGGGGGCUUUUGGUAGCUAAUGAACCGAUAAUAUACGAGUGGUCAUAAAUUCAAAUUGAUUUGGUGACACUUCACGGUGACUGAACAACGCAAAACGAACUAGCCUGCUAACAUUUUUUGCCUUAUAAUUGCACCUGCUAACUACAAUAGAUUAUAUUAAGUGUAAUGU